UGUAAACACAGUGGUAUUGUGAAAGCGUCAAUGGUUUGCAUAUUCAAUAUGUAAUGCUGGAAGAGAAGCAUUCAUCAGUGUCUGAAACAGGAGUUCUGGCCUCUGCUGCUGUGGAAGUCGAGCCAUCCAUCAAUCCGGCUGUGGUCGGGGAUACAGUGAUCCUGUCUCUGUCUCCCUCCACGUCUAUUAAAAGUGGGAGCUGGGCCGUUGGAGAGUCCCAAAUUCUCACCUGGCUGGGGGAGCAGCAGGCAGUGUUUCCCAGUCACAGCGGCAGGGCGUCAGUAAACGUCCUCACAGGAGCUCUCACUCUGAGCUCCGUCAAGGUGUCGGACUCAGGAGUCUACAUAGUGCAGGGCACCGACCCCCAGUUAAAGGCCAAUACCUCCAUCACUGUACUGGAGGCCGUUUCAAAUGUGACUUUAAAUGCAACUGCAACCAGCCUGACGGAGUUCAACAGCUCAGCAGUCAUUACAUGCUCUGUCUCCUCUGGAUCCUCCCUCUCUUUCCUUUGGAUCAACGGCAGCUCUGUGGUCACAGCCGGUGACAGAGUCCAGCUCACUGAUGGAAACUCCACUCUCACCAUUACCAAUGUGACCCGCUAUGACCAGGGACCAUUUAAGUGUCAUGUAUUCAAUCCUGUCAGCAAUGAAACCAGUGAUUCUGUCAACUUUACAAUCACAUAUGGUCCAGAUAACAUGGCUCUCACAGUGAAUGGACAGAACACAACAUCCUUUUCGGUGGGGUCCAAUCUGACCAUGCUCUGUUCAGUACAGUCCAACCCUCCAGCUCAGCUCCAGUGGGCUUUCAGAGGAGAGCUUGUGAACACUUUAGGCCCACUGUGGGAGCUGUUCAGUGUCAGUAAGGAGCAGAGUGGUCCUUAUUCCUGUGUGGCCUUCAACAAUCACAGCAACAUGAACAGCACAAUCACCACAAACAUCCUGAUAUCAAUGCCUGUUUCAGGUGUGUCUCUGAAGGCAGAUAACACCAGCCUUGUUGAGUUCAAUGACACAGCAGUUCUUAUGUGCUCUGUGUCCAAUGGUUCCCCCCUGUCUUAUGGUUGGAUGAAGGGCAACUCUGUUAUCAAAGCUGGUGGGGGAGUACAGUUCAGCGAUGAAGACGCCACUCUCACCAUAACCAGAGUGACCCGCGAUGAUGAGGGGCUGUUCAAAUGCAAUGUGUCCAAUCUUUUAAAUCAAGAAGUCAGCCUCCCAGUUCUUCUGAAUGUCAGCUAUGGUCCAAGUAAUACAAAGAUCAUGAUUAUGCCAACUGGCUACAACCACAGAACUGGAUCUAACGUCACACUGUCAUGCUCAGCCGAGUCCAGCCCUUCAGCCACGAUCCAGUGGAUGUUGAACGGGGUGUACCUCAAUCAUCUUGGCCCAAAUCUUCAACUAAAGAUGGUUAAAGAGAGCGACUCAGGAAAUUACAAAUGCAUUUCUCACAACACAGUCACAUCCAGGUUCAGCAGUGCAAGUGCAAUGAUCAAGAUUGUGGAACCGCUGGGAGCAGUUCUGCUGAAUAACACAGGUGGACCAGCAAUACAAGAUGGGACGCUCACUCUGCACUGUGAAGUGACUGGAUCUGUUACCCUGAUUCAGUGCUCCUACAUAUGGUUUUUCAAUAGCACCAAAGUGGCCAACACCUCAGAGUAUGUCACACCACCUCUUACCAGUGACAUGGUGGGGAUGUACACCUGCAUGGCCUUCAACGGCAUCACCGGCAAAAACAGCACAGCGCACACAAUGAUAAAAGUUGUUGUUGGGCCAUUAACACCGGUCGUUAAAGGGCCAUCUUACGCUGAGAUUGGACAGGAAGUAAACUUUGAUUGUUAUGCGAAGUCGGUGCCUCCCAGUCACUAUAGCUGGUGGUACAAUGGCUCUGAGGUGGCCAAUACUUCAGUGUACAAAACUAGCCCUUUGACUCUUGAUAUGAGUGGAGAAUACACCUGUAUGGCUUACAAUAACAUCACUGGAAAGAACAGCACAAGCUCCCAGAGGCUCACAGUCAUUGUUGAGCCAAAAACACCGGUCAUUAAAGGGCCAUCUUACGCUGAGAUUGGACAGGAAGUAAACUUUGAUUGUUAUGCGAAGUCGGUGCCUCCCAGUCACUAUAGCUGGUGGUACAAUGGCUCUGAGGUGGCCAAUACUUCAGUGUAUAAAACUAGCCCUUUGACUCUUGACAUGAGUGGAGAAUACACCUGUAUGGCUUACAAUAACAUCACUGGAAAGAACAGCACAAGCUCCCAGAGGCUCACAGUCAUUGUUGGGCCAAAAACACCGGUCAUUAAAGGGCCAUCUUACGCUGAGAUUGGACAGGAAGUAAACUUUGAUUGUUAUGCGAAGUCGGUGCCUCCCAGUCACUAUAGCUGGUGGUACAAUGGCUCUGAGGUGGCCAAUACUUCAGUGUACAAAACUAGCCCUUUGACUCUUGAUAUGAGUGGAGAAUACACCUGUAUGGCUUACAAUAACAUCACUGGAAAGAACAGCACAAGCUCCCAGAGGCUCACAGUCAUUGUUGGGCCAAAAACACCGGUCAUUAAAGGGCCAUCUUACGCUGAGAUUGGACAGGAAGUAAACUUUGAUUGUUAUGCGAAGUCGGUGCCUCCCAGUCACUAUAGCUGGUGGUACAAUGGCUCUGAGGUGGCCAAUACUUCAGUGUAUAAAACUAGCCCUUUGACUCUUGAUAUGAGUGGAGAAUACACCUGUAUGGCUUACAAUAACAUCACUGGAAAGAACAGCACAAGCUCCCAGAGGCUCACAGUCAUUGAGGCUAUAGAGUCAGUGAAGAUCACAAAGAACACAGUUCCAAUAAUCUCUAAAAACUUCACUCUCACCUGUGAAGUAAGCGGGCCUUAUGAUAGCAUCUACUGGAUGAAAGACAACAUGCACCUCACCAUGAACACCUCCACAGCUAAAGCAAAGUCUUAUUACCCUGAAGACAACAUGCUUCACUUCACUCCGGUGACAAGGAACCAUGACGGGAUGUAUAUGUGUGUCGCUACAAAUAAGGCUAAAUCACAUCUCAGCGAUCCAUACACGCUCCUGGUGAACUAUGGCCCUCUGACGGUGAAAAUCCUUGGUGUAAAUUCAAUACAAAUCGGCCUGACUGCGAUCAUGAAAUGCUUUGCUGAUUCUCGUCCAGAUAGUGAGUUUAACUGGUUCUAUAACGACUUAUCUUCUCCUCUAAUGGCCGGCUCUGUUCUCAGUUUCCCUGUGACCAAUGAUAGUGAUGGGACAUACAUAUGUAAGGCAAGAAACCCUGUGACCAAUAUCACCAUGUACGGGACCAAAGAAUUUACUGCUCAUGCCGUUGGCCUCCACACCCAGUCCAAAGCUGCUCUGAUGAUGGGUCUUCUUGCUUUGUCUGUAAAUGUGCUCUUCAACUGAGUCUUCACUCUGAGAAACAGACCGAAAGGCCCCUUGCUCCUGGCUUUGUCAACAACCAAAAUGAAUGGGAUGUGACUGUGUGUACAAUAUUCUGCUGCCAUAAGAAUCUGAUUUGUGUCCAGCUUUGAUUCCAGUAAGAAAUCUCUGUUUGAUAUUUCACUUAUUCAAAUAAUUUUCAUUAACAAACAAUACAAUCAUUCUGAUGGUGAAAAAUGACAAAUGUUAUUCAUUUACUGCAUUGCCUUUAGUUUGUUUUAUGUUAAGUGCUGUCAUGCAAGAAAGAACAUUUUAAUUGUGGUGGAUUUUGAUUAGCCUUCAAGCCAGUUUAAUAAAGUAUUUUAAGUUUCUUUAUAAUGCAAGAAGAGGAAACUCUUCAAAUGUUUUAUCUAAGAUGCCUCUGUAUUUUUUGUUUUUGUACUUCCUCACUCUGAUCAGCUGCAGCUUUUUUGUUUAGUGCAAUAACAUGUAAAUUCUAAGUGAAUUUUAAUCGCAUUAUGCAAUGAUUUAGAGUAGGCCUUUCUAUUUUUUUAAUCAAUAAAAAUGAACACAAUCA
Molecule: messenger RNA, 3939 nt
Organism: Labrus bergylta (ballan wrasse)
Lineage: Eukaryota; Metazoa; Chordata; Actinopteri; Labriformes; Labridae
Source: RefSeq, a predicted model, not a curated record